Messenger RNA from Sycon ciliatum, 1908 nucleotides. RefSeq lists its product as uncharacterized. The transcript has 5 exons. The coding region runs from base 289 to 1473 and encodes 394 amino acids. Lineage: Eukaryota; Metazoa; Porifera; Calcarea; Leucosolenida; Sycettidae. The record is from RefSeq and is a predicted model, not a curated record.
GAUGUAGCCUUGUACUUGUACUUGUAGGCAGUCGUGAGCUACAUGUAGCACGGGUAGGUCAGAAGAAGUAAAGUAACCGCGUAGUUGAACUACUUGUAGAUUCUGUGACUGUGUACUUCAAAGUAGAACUAAUCAAAUCGUGAAGAAGUGGCAAAGAGGAGUCUGGACCAGCCGCUAGUGUUACUUUUAGUCUUAUGUAUUACUCAUCAGACAGUAGGCAGUGUGUCAUCGGUCACUCGUUGUAAGAAUCGCGACCAGAAUCGCUAGCGUCAGGAGUGAAUCAAGGAGAUGGCGGCACCCCAAAUUGUGGAAAAAUGGCCAUUAGAACUCAACGAUGGUGAUCAUGUGUUUGUGCGCCGUUGUAAGCUUAAGUGGCAGAGGACGAUUGUGGAUGGAACCCGCGUUGAUCAAUACCUGUAUUCACAUCACGGAAUUUAUGAUGCAACUAAUCACACGGUCAUCGAGUUUGGAGACCCAGAUGACAAAAAGCUGCCCCAAAGGCAGCCCAAGCAAGAGUUGUUCUCCUUUGAGAUGGAGGCGCAACCCAAAAUUGUGGCCAAGAGUGCGGCAGAGCUCAAAGACGGUGAUCAUGUGUUUGUGCGCCGUUUCAAGUGGCAGAGGAAGACUGCCAAUGCAGACGGGACUGUCCGGUACCGAUAUUCUCAUCAUGGAAUUUAUGAUGCAGUCAACAAGAAAGUCAUUCAGUUCGGACGACCAUCGAAGGAAAGGCCUCAAAAGAGAGACGUGACGCCACUCUUUCUACCUGGAGGUGUUAGACGCAGGGCGAGGGAGGUGGUCAUGAAGGGCUUGGGAGGAUUUUCUUCGCUGUUCUCAUCCCAAAUCAUUCACCAUGAUCUGGGCACGUUCAUGCAGUAUCGAGAUAAGAAAGUGCUGGUAUACUCCUACUUAGGGGAAACCCCUAAUCAGGAACAUCCAGCAGAGGACCCCUAUGGCAUUGAUGGCAUAUCACCAGACUACGAACGGAACAAGUCAGUUGAGCUGCGGGGACAGGAUGCUCCACGUUCACAUGCUGCCGACAUCGCACGCUGGUUACUCAAAAACCAACCGCACUUGUUCAGCAGUUACCACAUCUUCAAGAGCAACUGUGAGCAUUUCGCCACUCUGUGUAAGACUUGCCGCAUAGAUACUAUGGAAGAGCUGGUAGAGAUAUGCAAGACAGAGUCCGUGAACGGAAUAAUGAAAAUGAACGACUGGACAAAGUACAGUGUGUGCCGCAGCUUGCAAUCAGAGCGGUACAUGCUUGGCGCAAGAGGACUGCGUAGCGUUACAGGCAAUGACAAAUGGAUCACGGAUGCAGGUGAUGAGGCUGCGAAGGCUGCAACCAGUGAUGAGCAGGCAGUUGCUGAAUUCACAGCAGGCAGAGACGAUGAGGAGGCGGCUUUGAUACGCCGCUGUGAAGCUGAGGAUUGUGAAAUCGAAGAGUGUGGACUGGAAGAUGAAGACGAUUCUUGAAAUGAAUCCCUCUCAUCCUUUUGUCCCCCCCCCCCCCCCUCCCACUUCCGAACACCUUUUUGCUAAGCCACUGGCUGUAGUGUGGGCAUGCAAUGAACAGCCUGUGAUAUAUAUUUGUCGGACAAGCACUUUCUGCAAACCUGUAGGCUGCAGGCAACCAGCCAUCUGUGACUACCGUUUACACAGCCACUCUUCUUAUCCAGAUACUCCCAUUUUCCCUCUCCAUUUUUCUUUCUUUUAAUCUUCUUUAAUCUCUUUACCUACAUUCUAUCCCGUUCUUAAGUGAAUUGUUAAAACGGUUUCUUUCUUCCUAAUUUGGCACGCAGGAUUGACAGCAAAACCGAGACCUGAAGGUCGUUAGAGUCAUUCCUGUCUCGUCAACACGCUGCAGUCUAUGCAUGGUUUCAUGUUCUGGAGUCAUUCCUGUCUCGUUAA